AUGUCUUCUUCUUCUCAAGGUGUCAUUGGAGGCUUUGAUUUUGGCAAUGUGGCCCGUAAUAUUUAUCUUCAAAAUAAUCUCAAUGUACAACCUCCAAAAACCUUGAAAACAGGUACUACUAUUUGUGGUGUGGUUUUCAAGGAUGGUGUGGUGUUGGGAGCAGAUACCCGAGCGACCAAUGGACCUAUUGUGGCCGAUAAGAAUUGUGAGAAGAUUCACUACAUUGCUCCUAAUAUUUAUUGUUGUGGUGCUGGUACUGCAGCCGAUACAGAGAAUACAACAGCCUUGAUCAGUUCAAAAUUACAACUUCAUCGUUAUGCUACCGGAAAGCAAUCCCGUGUGGAUACAGCCAUGACCAUGUUCAAGAGAAUGUUGUGGAGAUAUCAAGGUUAUAUCAGUGCUGCUCUUGUUUUGGGUGGUGUGGAUGUGAAUGGUCCAGCUUUGUACACAAUUUAUCCUCACGGAUCUACUGACAAGUUACCUUUUGUUACCAUGGGUUCGGGAUCUUUGGCUGCCAUGUCUGUGUUUGAAAGCGAAUACAAAGAUGAUAUGACUGAGGAGGAAGCUAAAGCAAUUGUUCAUAAGGCAAUUUCUGCCGGUAUUUAUAACGAUCUGGGAAGUGGUUCCAAUGUCGAUUUGUGUGUCAUUAAUAAGGAUGGAGUUGCAAAUUAUAUUCGUGGUUAUGAUGUUCCAUCAGGAAGAAAGUAUCGUCGUGAAUAUGUCAUUCCACGUGGUACUACUGCUGUUUUGAAUGAAAAGGUUUUGCAAUUGAAAUCCAAGCUGAUCGUUGAGGAAGAAAGCACAAAGGACGUCAUGCAAACCACAGAAUAA
Messenger RNA from Naegleria fowleri, 831 nucleotides. RefSeq lists its product as uncharacterized. The record is from RefSeq and is a predicted model, not a curated record. Gene Ontology annotation, cellular component: proteasome core complex. Bases 1 to 831 code for a protein of 276 amino acids. Gene Ontology annotation, molecular function: threonine-type endopeptidase activity. NCBI's taxonomy places the organism in Eukaryota, Heterolobosea, Eutetramitea, Acrasida, Naegleriidae. The transcript has a single exon.